GGAAAUGUAAGAGUGAGGAGAGCUGUGCCGGUGAGAAACUUCACCUGAACAAUGUCCGCCUCCAGGAAGCUGGCAGCUUUCCGUCUGCCUCCCUUGCCGACUGUGGGUGAGCUGAUAAAACUCUACAACCUGCGAGCUGAGAAGCAGCUCUCCCAGAACUUUCUCCUGGACUUGAAGCUCACAGACAAAAUAGUGCGCCAGGCAGGCAGUUUGAGGGAUGCCCAUGUGUGUGAGGUGGGUCCCGGUCCCGGGGGCCUCACCCGCUCCAUCCUCAACGCUGGUGCAACAGACUUGCUGGUGGUUGAGAAGGAUACACGCUUCAUCCCUGGGCUUAAGCUAUUGUCAGAGGCAGCGCCAGGGAAGCUGAGGAUCGUCCAUGGGGACAUACUCACCUACAGGAUGGACCGAGGAUUCCCAUCAAACAUCUCCAAGCCAUGGGAGGGAGAUCCACCAAACCUUCACAUCAUAGGGAAUCUCCCAUUCAGCGUCUCCACCCCCCUCAUCAUCAAGUGGCUGGAGGACAUAGCCAACAGGACAGGGCCUUUCAUGCACGGACGCACACGACUCACACUCACGUUCCAGAAAGAGGUGGCAGAGAGGUUGACGGCGAGCACGGGUAGCAAACAGAGGAGCCGUCUGUCCGUCAUGGCUCAGUAUCUCUGCACUGUCCGCAACUGCUUCACCAUCCCGGGCCGGGCCUUCGUCCCAAAACCAGAGGUAGACGUGGGAGUCGUGCACUUCACCCCUCUGGUUCAGCCCCAGAUCCAGCAGCCCUUCAAGCUGGUGGAGAGAGUGGUCAGGAACAUAUUCCAGUUCCGCAGGAAGCACUGCCAUAAAGGAGUAGAAAAGUUGUUCCCGGAGGCGUGUCGCAUUGAGCUGACCCAGGAGAUGAUGCAGAAGGCGGAUGUGGAUCCCAUCCUGCGGCCCACCGAACUCACCAUCCCUCACAUCAGGGCUUUAGCAGAUGCCUACGCUCAUCUGUGCAGCCGGGAACCCUCUCUCAACACGUACGAGUACAGAGAGGAGCUCGGGAUGAAGCACCUCACCAGGCAGAAAAACGCACCGAUGGACACAUUGAUGGAUAGAGCAUCCAGCGCACCGCCAAGCCCUCUGCAACCCUGCUGAAAAGAGAAAAGAGAAGCCCGCUAAUAGCUUCUGUUAGCACGGGGAGACAACAGACUGCUCUUAGCCUCGACAUUUCCACCUGGCAUCAGCAUGCAUUUUUAAAAUGUUUUUUCCCUGCGCCUAGGGAGCGGUAGUCACCUAUCGGUGAACAUGAAAUCCUGGGACAGAGACAUGGGCCACGAGGCACUUUAAGAUCCUGGAGGGAGCAUUUGUUCUGGGACGGGACGAGUCCAAGCAGAGUUGUGCGUCUCUGGCAGAGUAAAGGAAGCAUGCGAGUUACCCACAAGAGCUCUUUAACAGCCACGUCUCAAUUCUUACUCUAGUUCCAACUCACAUAACACAUUGUCCCCUGGGAGCUGAAAGGAACGUCACAAUGUUUUCAGGGUGAUUUAGAGAGGAACAACAUGGCAAAACCAUAUCCAGGCCAUUUUAUUUUCCCAUUGUUGCUAGUCACUGGGGACAAGGAGCUUAAAGGGAGGAGGAAAGUGCUGGUAAUUGAUGUAUUAAAAGAAGAGGACUGCUAUUAAAAUCAUUUUUAUUUUAAA
Molecule: messenger RNA, 1670 nt
Organism: Limanda limanda (common dab)
Lineage: Eukaryota; Metazoa; Chordata; Actinopteri; Pleuronectiformes; Pleuronectidae
Gene: tfb1m
Product: transcription factor B1, mitochondrial
Exons: 8
Coding region: 52-1125 (357 amino acids)
Biological process (GO): rRNA methylation; transcription initiation at mitochondrial promoter
Cellular component (GO): mitochondrial matrix
Molecular function (GO): rRNA (adenine-N6,N6-)-dimethyltransferase activity; mitochondrial transcription factor activity
Source: RefSeq, a predicted model, not a curated record